This is a messenger RNA of Lotus japonicus, 1100 nucleotides long. RefSeq names its product probable ribonuclease P/MRP protein subunit POP5. The record is from RefSeq and is a predicted model, not a curated record. The transcript has 3 exons. Gene Ontology annotation, cellular component: ribonuclease P complex. The coding region runs from base 254 to 718 and encodes 154 amino acids. Lineage: Eukaryota; Viridiplantae; Streptophyta; Magnoliopsida; Fabales; Fabaceae. Gene Ontology annotation, molecular function: ribonuclease P RNA binding. Gene Ontology annotation, biological process: tRNA 5'-leader removal.
AAGAAGGCUGUACUGUAAACUCUUCUCCAAUCAAAAUUUGGGCAUAAACCCAUGACCCGACUCCGACCCGUUUCUCUUAAUCGGACCUCAUCAUUCUAGGGUUUUUCUCUUUCUUCGUAGCUGCUACCUCCACCUCCAUCCAUGGUGAUCUAACCAUAUACAACAAAAUUAAUCAUAGCAUAGCUUAUAUAUACCGCUGAAUUUCGAUCUGAGAAUUUGAAUUUUCGAUUUUGCGUUUUUGGGGUAAAAAAUCAUGGUGGCGUUCAAAAAUCGAUACAUGGUGAUGGAGGUUUUUGCGAACCCUAAUAACGAUCAAGUGGGGGGUGACCCAGUUAUAAUUACCCAGUUUAAUGUCACAAAAGCUAUCAAAGAUAGCAUCUUGGUGAAUUUUGGGGAGUGUGGUUUGGCUUCAUCACUGGGAUCAUUGCAGGUUAAGUAUGUGAAUCCAAUCACUAAUGUGUGUAUCAUUAGGACUUCAAGGGAGGAUUAUCAACAUGUAUGGGCUGCUAUUACAAUGGUCAGAAGUAUUGGAAAUUACCCAGUGAUGUUUAACAUGCUGGAUUUAUCUGGAAGUUUACAGGCUUGUAAAAAAGCCGCUUUGAAGUGUGAGGAAUCAAAGUUUGAGCAGUAUAAACUUAAGGUUGGUGAUCGAUUCUCAGAUGAUGAUACUCAUCGCAUAAAUAGCUACCUUGACCGUAUCAAAGUUCUGGAGCACUGAAUAUUUGGCCACCGGCAAGUGCCUCAUUAAGCUUUCUCAGUUUCUCGCAAUUAGAUUGUGUUCAAUCACAAAUUGCCCACAACUCUAGGUGAGGUUUAAAUCUCUAUAGUCAUAGGUUUUGUGUUAUCUAUGCUAUGCUAGUUCAAUGCACACAGCAGAUACUGUCUCACUUACCAUUUCUCCUGGAGUGUACCUGUGGUAAUACCUAAUGUAUGGAACAGAGUUACAGAGUUGAACCAUGAGAGAAGAGGCUUGUAGAAAUGUGUAAAUUUGCAAUUUUGUUUGCUCUUAUAAUUAGAAAUCAACUAAAUUUUAUUUGUCUUUAACAAUGAUAAGAUUUUUCAUAUUAGUUCGCACAUGAAUAAAAAUCCUUGUUAAUCUA